UGCCGUGACGUGACGAUGUGAAUUAGCCUUGUUAAAUGUGUGCAACUGAAAAAAUGUGCCUGAAAAAGUAUAAAUUUCAUUAAUUUAAUUGCAUACAUACAGAACAGAAAGUGGUUAGGUUAUAUCGAUACUAAUAACAUCGUUUCCUUGUAUCGACCCAAGAAUUGUCACCAGCGUAGUAUGCUCUCCAUGGUAACCAAGAAGUAAACAACAUUGCAGUUGUAUUUGGUGGAGCGAAGCUGAUUUCGUUGGACUGUAAUGCAUUAAGUACUGCUUGAUUCUGUUAUUUUUGCGGUGCAAGUCCAUACUGGACAUUCUUUAGGGAAUGGAGUUUUCAAGGGAAGAGCUGUGUGCACAAGAAACAAGUGCCACAACAAUAACUGACACUUCGGAAACAUAUCAGAUUCGUCCGGAUCUUGACUAUAAGUUCAAGACAACAAUGGUGAAAGAAAUGAUCCAUAGUGUUCUCAAUGAUGAAUUAGGAGGCAAAACUUACAACAAAGAUGAAGCUGAAGUCUGGAUAAAAGUUAUUGCCAACACUCUACGUGGCAAAGUAAGAGAGAUGCCAUUCAAAAAGUACAAAUAUAUUGUGCAAGUGGUUAUUUGUGAGCAGCAUGGAGCUGGUGUGAAAAUUGGUGCAAGAUGUUUAUGGGAUGCAGAUGCAGACAACUAUGCUUGUGAUACAUUUAUUAAUGACACUAUAGUUUGUAUGGCAGUAAUAUUUGCAGUGUAUUUCUAUUGAUUACUUACUACACAAAAACUUUGAGGCAUGCUGGGGGAGGAAGAUCCGAUCAGCUCGUAGUUCAUUGGCAGCUCAGACAAGCCCCACAUCCUUCUCCCAGGAAUCCAGCGUACAGCUUGUAAAAGAACCUCCCAUGGCAGCCAGCUUACAGCUUAUAUAAGAAAAGAAUGUAUAAUUGGUUAAUGAGUCACAGAAGUCUCAUAAAAAUUGAUGGUGAAUCAUUAGAAGGAGCACUACGACAUUGACCAUCACCAGGCAAAACACCGCAUAUGAGUCAACAGUAUUCACGCAAUAGUUACUGAUCAUUACAGCACACAAUACUGUUACAUAGCUUUUGUUGGCAAGAGCUGUAAACAUUGGGGAGCAGCCCAAAAUCAGCUGACUUCCAUUGAUCGUAGAGGGGCCAAGUAAAUGUUUGUGAUUAGUAGUUGUUAUUGCUCACAGCCCAUUUACAUGUAUUGAAGCCAAAGAUAAAUUACACUGAUAAGAAAUUAGGUGGGUCUUUUUGUGAAACUACUACUACAUCUACAUCCAUAUUCUGCAAUUCACAGUGAAGCACACAGUACAGCAUUUCCCAUUAUAACAGUUAUUAGGGCCUCUUCUCGUUCCAUUCACACAUGGAGCACAGCAAUAAUGACUGUUUAAA
Schistocerca serialis cubense is the source of this 1388-nucleotide messenger RNA. RefSeq names its product dynein light chain Tctex-type protein 2B-like. Gene Ontology annotation, molecular function: dynein intermediate chain binding. The transcript is spliced from 5 exons. Bases 326 to 742 code for a protein of 138 amino acids. The record is from RefSeq and is a predicted model, not a curated record. NCBI's taxonomy places the organism in Eukaryota, Metazoa, Arthropoda, Insecta, Orthoptera, Acrididae. Gene Ontology annotation, biological process: microtubule-based movement. Gene Ontology annotation, cellular component: cytoplasmic dynein complex; cytoplasm.